Molecule: messenger RNA, 1564 nt
Organism: Arachis ipaensis
Lineage: Eukaryota; Viridiplantae; Streptophyta; Magnoliopsida; Fabales; Fabaceae
Source: RefSeq, a predicted model, not a curated record
UCGUUUGGAUGGAGUUGCUCAUAUCGCCGGUGUAAUCAACGAAGAGCCUCGGCGUUGCAUAUCCAGCGUUAGGCGGUAGCAGGGGAUGCGUCUUGAUGAGAGGUACGUUCCGUACUUGCAGAUGGUCGGAUUGUACCAUCUUGCGAGACUGAACGACAGAUGGUUCCGACUAGACGAGCCCCUAGUCAGCGCAUUCGUCGAGAGGUAGCGGCCUGAGACGCACACCUUCCACAUGCCGUUCGGAGAGUGCACCAUCACGCUUCAGGACGUCGCUUACCAGCUGGGGUUGCCAGUGGACGGACAUUACGUCAGUGGUUGCCUGACAGACUUCCACCUUUAGAUUGAGGGUGGGAGGCCAGCUUGGCAGUGGUUCCAUGAGUUGCUCGGUGUUUUACCUCCCGAAAACCAAGUUCAGAAAUUCGCAGUCAACUGCACCUGGUUCCAGGAGACAUUUACAGAGUGUCCCGUAGGGGCUGAUGAGGAGACAGUUAGGCGCUUUGCCCGUGCCUAUAUCAUGAUGUUGUUGGGCACGCAGCUGUUUGCCGACAAGUCCGGCAAUCGUAUACACAUCAGAUGGCUACCCUUUGUUGCUAGGCUUGAGGAGAUGGGUGGCUACAGUUGGGGAUCGGCGGCACUAGGUUGGUUGUACCGGUGCAUGUGCCGAGUCGCCAACAGACAUGUCGUGAAGUUAGCUGGGCCGUUACAGUUACUGCAGUCUUGGAUCUUCUGGAGGUUUCCUUCUUUUAGGCCUACUGGGUAUGAUGCGUUUAGCUGGCCCCUUGCCUCGAGCAACAAGGGACCUCGUGUACAGAUGGCUCGCCUGAAGAUCGACUUGUUACAGCCUCGGGAUUUCAUAUGGAUGCCCUAUAGCGCACUCGACGUCAUCCAGGUUGUCCAUCCGGAGGUCUUGGAGCCUCGUCAUACAAUGUUAUGGCGUUGUGUGACGUCCCUGAUUUAUUUUGCGGUGGUUGAGUGGCAUCAGGUUGAUAGAGUUUUACCGCAGUUUGGCGGCGUUCAGCCCCCACCGCAUCCGCCCUGAACAUCGACUUCUUGAUGUCGAAGGACGGGCGAGGAGGUGACCGUUGGUUCCCGUCGCACUUACCUGACUGGCAUCUUCACUGGCAGAAUCGUGCGGAGCACAUUUUACAGUUCGACAUAGUGGCUGACCCGGGUCCCUCGCAUGAUUUCUUGGCAUGGUGGCAUCAGCACGGAAAGAGGUUCCUGUCGCCGGAGAUAUUAUUGGGGGAUCCGAGAGGUCUUCCUAUUCCGGAUGAGGCGACGCAGAGGGGUGCAGGCCGAGUUCUAGAGAUGGACCGAGUCGACGAUGUUCCUGACAAACGUCGUCUUGAGAGGAGAGCUCGAGUCGGGACACGUCGUAGCCAGCGUGAGUGGAACUGGCUGGAUCAUGCUAUGGAGGAUGUCGAGGACGCAGGUAGGGGUGGCGGGAGACGAUGUGGGCGUGGAGGCAGGAGGAGGGGGGCUGCUGCUAGAGAGGGUGCCCAUCAGCCUGGGGGGGAUGCAGCUGGAGGAGGUGAUGGGGCGGGGGUUGAUAGGCCCCGUCAGG